Molecule: messenger RNA, 459 nt
Organism: Pipistrellus nathusii (Nathusius's pipistrelle)
Lineage: Eukaryota; Metazoa; Chordata; Mammalia; Chiroptera; Vespertilionidae
Source: the annotation of a GenBank genome assembly
AUGGCCAACACGGAGCGCACCUUCAUCGCCAUCAAGCCGGACGGCGUGCAGCGCGGCCUGGUGGGCGACAUCGUCAAGCGCUUCGAGCAGAAGGGCUUCCGCCUCGUGGCCAUGAAGUUCCUGCGGGCCUCCGAGGAGCUCCUGAAGCAGCACUACAUCGACCUGAAGGACCGCCCCUUCUACCCGGGGCUGGUGAAGUACAUGAACUCGGGGCCUGUGGUGGCCAUGGUCUGGGAAGGGCUGAAUGUGGUGAAGACAGGGAGACUGAUGCUUGGGGAGACCAAUCCAGCCGAUUCUAAGCCAGGCACCAUUCGUGGAGACUUUUGCAUUCAAGUUGGCAGGAACAUCAUUCACGGCAGCGACUCGGUAAAAAGUGCCGAGAGAGAAAUCGGCCUGUGGUUUAAGCCUGAAGAGCUGGUUGACUACAAGUCUUGUGCUUUUGACUGGAUCUAUGAGUAA